This is a messenger RNA of Physella acuta, 1362 nucleotides long. RefSeq names its product tripartite motif-containing protein 2. The record is from RefSeq and is a predicted model, not a curated record. Gene Ontology annotation, molecular function: zinc ion binding. NCBI's taxonomy places the organism in Eukaryota, Metazoa, Mollusca, Gastropoda, Physidae.
UUUUAUUGUGCCAUAGUUCUCUUCCGCGGGAUUAAUAAACGUAAGCAGAGCGAGAUAUCAACACACAUUCAAAUACCUGCUCAAAAUCAACACCCAGAAAAUUAAAAACAAAAUAAAAUUAACUAUGGCUGGAAUCAAAACUACAGACACCCGUUGCUCAAAAGACAAGUUUAUUGACACGGUGGAGGAAGAGAUCCUUUCUUGUUCCAUCUGCAGUGAAAAGUUCGACCAAAGCGAACGGGAACCCAAGACCCUCCCUUGUAACCACAUCUUCUGUAAGCACUGCCUCGCCCGCAUGAUGUGUAGAAAGGCGACCAAGGCUGCUAAAUGUGAAAACACCAUCGUGUGUCCAAAUUGCAGGAAGGUUUGUAAGAUAAAAUCAUCAGUCAAAGAGCUGCCCACUGACCACAGGGCUAUCCAGCUGAUGGAUCUGAUUGCCGAAGCUUCGGUUGUGAAAGUGGACCAGUGUCCCAAACACCCGACGCAGUCGUUGUAUUUUUUCUGUGAAUGUUGCCAAGUGCCGGUGUGUAGAGACUGUACUGUGCUGGAUCACAAGGAAACAGAAGGGCAUAGAGUUAGAGACGUGUCGGAGACGAUGAAGGAGUAUAACCCUCAUUUUGACGCUCUGGAAAAGCUAAACCCAAGCACAAUUGAUAAAUUAAAUUCAUGGGCAACUGAAUUCCGGAACACGAUGUUUAUGAUGAAUGGUAUGGAAGCAAGUUUAAAAUCUGAAAUCAGCAGUACUUUUGAUCGAUAUCAUACAAUUUUAGACGAAAGGAAAACGACUCUAGUAAACCAGGUAUCUAGUUUGUACAAUGAAAACCGCAAGAAGCUGGAAGCGAAGCGAGCAGAGCUUUUUCAAGCUCACUCUCAACUUCGCGUUCACCACGAGAGUUUCAAGACGUAUAGGAAGAACUCUGACGUGUUGAAAAUGUUUGAAAGUUACAGAGAGCAAAGGGAGUUCUGGAGCAAGAUGGCCGCUGUCCCGCAUAAACCGGAAGUCAUCAGGACCUGUGAGUUCAGGGCUACAAAUAUGGAGGAGGUGGUGAAGUUCGUGGGACAGCUUGGUGUUUUUGUAAACAAGCCCGAUGUGGAGGCUACGACCUUGCACAAUCUGAACAUUGCUGAACCAGUCCAAGUAGAACACACUCAAAGUGAAGAUGAAACCAUUGAGGAGAACAAAGAUGAUCGCAAGAAGAAACACAACAGAAAGAAAAAACAUUUUCAUCUACUGUAUGCAACUUAUAAACUAUAGCUGAUCUAUUGUUUAAACUGAACAGAAAUACACCAAGGGUAUAAAUUAAAUGAUUUAAAAGCUUCAUCCAAUCCACUCAUAACAUUAUGAUUUGGAAUGACAACCAG